Echinops telfairi (small Madagascar hedgehog) is the source of this 5415-nucleotide messenger RNA. RefSeq names its product diaphanous related formin 1 (gene DIAPH1). Gene Ontology annotation, molecular function: small GTPase binding; microtubule binding; actin binding. Gene Ontology annotation, cellular component: cytoplasm; actin filament. The transcript is spliced from 27 exons. The record is from RefSeq and is a predicted model, not a curated record. NCBI's taxonomy places the organism in Eukaryota, Metazoa, Chordata, Mammalia, Afrosoricida, Tenrecidae. Bases 2 to 3712 code for a protein of 1236 amino acids. Gene Ontology annotation, biological process: actin cytoskeleton organization; actin filament polymerization.
CAUGGAGCCUCCCGGCGGGGGCCUGGGACCCGGCCGCGGGACCCGGGACAAGAAGAAGGGCCGGAGCCCGGACGAGCUGCCUGCGGCGGGCGGUGACGGCGGCAAAUCCAAGAAAUUUCUGGAAAGAUUUACCAGCAUAAGAAAUAAGAAGGAAAAGGAAAAGUCCAAUUCUGCUCAUAGAAAUUCUUCUGCUUCAUAUGGAGAUGAUCCCACAGCACAGUCAUUGCAAGAUGUUUCAGACGAGCAAGUGCUGGUCCUCUUUGAACAGAUGCUGCUGGAUAUGAACCUGAAUGAGGAGAAGCAGCAGCCUCUGCGGGAGAAGGACAUUAUCAUCAAGAGGGAGAUGGUGUCCCAGUACUUGCACACGUCCAAGGCCGGCAUGAGCCAGAAGGAGAGCUCUAGGUCGGCCAUGGUGUACAUUCAGGAAUUGCGGUCAGGCAUGCGGGAUAUGCCUCUGCUCAGCUGUCUGGAGUCUCUUCGUGUCUCUCUCAACAACAACCCUGUCAGUUGGGUGCAAACAUUUGGUGCUGAGGGCUUGGCCUCCUUAUUGGACAUCCUUAAACGACUUCAUGAUGAGAAAGAAGAGAAUGCGGGAAACUAUGAUAGCCGUAACAAGCAUGAAAUCAUUCGCUGCUUGAAAGCUUUUAUGAACAACAAGUUUGGAAUCAAGACGAUGUUGGAAACAGAAGAAGGGAUCCUGCUGCUGGUCAGAGCCAUGGACCCUGCCGUCCCCAACAUGAUGAUCGAUGCCGCUAAGCUGCUCUCCGCUCUUUGUAUUCUACCACAGCCUGAGGACAUGAAUGAAAGGGUUUUGGAGGCAAUGGCCGAACGAGCUGAGAUGGAUGAGGUGGAACGUUUCCAGCCACUGCUGGAUGGAUUAAAGAGUGGGACCUCCAUUGCACUCAAGGUGGGGUGCCUACAGCUGAUCAAUGCUCUCAUCACACCAGCUGAAGAACUUGAUUUUCGAGUUCACAUCCGAAGUGAACUGAUGCGCUUGGGACUGCAUCAGCUGUUGCAGGAUCUUCGAGAAAUUGAAAAUGAUGAUAUGAGAGUCCAGCUCAAUGUAUUUGAAGAGCAAGGAGAUGAAGAUUCCUAUGACCUGAAGGGACGGUUGGAGGACAUUCGCAUGGAGAUGGAUGACUUCAGUGAAGUGUUCCAGAUUCUCUUAAACACAGUGAAGGACUCCAAGGCCGAGCCACACUUCCUGUCCAUCCUACAGCAUCUACUCUUAGUCCGGAAUGACUAUGAGGCCAGACCACAGUACUAUAAGUUGAUUGAAGAAUGUAUUUCCCAGAUAGUUCUGCACAAGAAUGGAACUGAUCCUGACUUUAAGUGCCGGCACCUCCAGAUUGAUAUUGAGGGGUUGAUUGAUCAAAUGAUUGAUAAGACGAAGGUGGAGAAGUCUGAAGCCAAAGCUAUAGAGUUGGAAAAAAAGUUGGACUCAGAGUUAACAUCCCGACAUGAGCUACAGGUGGAAAUGAAAAAGAUGGAAAGUGACUUCGAGCAGAAGCUCCUGGACCUUCAAGGAGAGAAGGAAGCAUUGGAUACUGAAAAGCAAGACAUUACCACUAAGAAACAGGACCUGGAAGCAGAGGUGUCUCAGCUCACGGGAGAGGUUGCCAAGCUGUCAAAGGAACUGGAAGAUGCCAAGAAAGAAAUGGCUUCUCUCUCUGCUGCAGCAGUGGCUGUAGUUCCCCCUGUACCCAUCAGUAAUGUUCCCCCUGCCCCUCCUUUACCGGGUUACUCUGGCACUGAUACUCCACCUCCACCUCCACCUCCACCUCCUCCUCCACCUCCUUUGCCUGGGUCUGUUCACAUCCCUCCACCCCCUCCUUUGCCUGGGUCUGCUCAUAUCCCUCCACCCCCUCCUUUGCCUGGGUCUGCUCACAUCCCUCCACCCCCUCCUUUGCCUGGGCCUGCUUUCAUCCCGCCACCCCCUCCUUUACCUGGAAGUAGUAGCAUUCCCCCACCUCCCCCUCUACCUGGGAGUACUGCUGUCCCUCCACCACCUCCUCCUUUGCCUGGAGGAUCAGGAAUGCCCCCACCCCCUCCCCCUCUUCCUGGAGGAAUCCCACCACCCCCUCCUUUUCCUGGAGCCCCUGGCAUUCCCCCACCUCCACCUGGUAUGGGUAUGCCUCCACCUCCCCCUUUUGGGUUUGGAGCUCCUGCAGCCCCAGUUCUGCCAUUUGGAUUAACUCCAAAGAAACUUUAUAAGCCAGAAGUGCAGCUCCGAAGGCCAAAUUGGUCCAAGUUUGUGGCUGAGGACCUUUCCCAAGAAUGCUUCUGGACAAAGGCAAAGGAAGACCGCUUUGAGAACAAUGAACUUUUUGCCAAACUUACUCAUAUCUUCUCUGCCCAGACCAAGCCUUCCAAAGCCAAGAAGGAUCAAGAAGGUGGAGAAGAAAAGAAAUCUGUGCAAAAGAAAAAAGUGAAGGAGUUGAAGGUGUUGGAUUCGAAGACAGCCCAGAACCUCUCAAUCUUUCUGGGUUCCUUCCGAAUGCCCUAUCAAGAGAUUAAGACGGUCAUCCUCGAGGUGAACGAGGCUGUUCUCACUGAGUCUAUGAUCCAGAACCUCAUUAAGCAGAUGCCAGAGCCAGAACAGUUAAAGAUGCUUUCGGAACUGAAGGAUGACUAUGAUGACCUGGCUGAGUCAGAGCAGUUUGGCGUGGUGAUGGGCACUGUGCCCCGGCUGCGCCCGCGCCUGAAUGCCAUCCUCUUCAAGCUGCAGUUCAGUGAGCAAGUGGAGAACAUCAAGCCGGAGAUCGUUUCCGUGACUGCUGCAUGUGAGGAGUUACGUAAAAGCGAGAGCUUCGCCAGCCUCCUGGAGAUUACCUUGCUUGUUGGAAACUAUAUGAAUGCCGGCUCCAGGAAUGCCGGAGCCUUUGGAUUCAACAUCAGCUUCCUCUGUAAGCUUCGAGACACCAAGUCUGCAGAUCAGAAGAUGACAUUGCUGCACUUCUUGGCUGAGUUGUGUGAGAACGACUACCCUGAUGUGCUCAAGUUUCCAGAUGAACUGGCGCACGUGGAGAAGGCCAGCCGCGUUUCUGCUGAGAACUUGCAAAAGAAUCUAGAUCAGAUGAAGAAACAGAUUUCUGAUGUGGAACGUGAUGUUCAGAAUUUCCCAGCUGCCACCGAUGAGAAAGACAAGUUUGUUGAAAAAAUGACUAGCUUCGUGAAGGGUGCCCAGGAGCAGUAUAACAAGCUGCGCAUGAUGCAUUCGAACAUGGAGACCCUCUAUAAGGAGCUGAGCGAGUACUUCCUCUUUGACCCCAAGAAGGUGUCUGUGGAAGAAUUCUUCAUGGACCUACACAACUUUAGGAAUAUGUUUUUGCAAGCAGUCAAGGAGAACCAGAAGCGGAGGGAGACAGAGGAAAAGAUGCGGCGAGCCAAACUGGCCAAGGAGAAGGCCGAGAAGGAACGACUGGAGAAGCAGCAAAAGAGAGAGCAGCUCAUCGACAUGAACGCAGAGGGCGAUGAGACAGGAGUGAUGGACAGCCUUCUAGAAGCUCUGCAGUCAGGGGCGGCAUUCCGCCGGAAGAGAGUACCCCGUCAAGCCAACAGGAAAGCCGGGUGUGCGGUCACUUCCCUACUGGCCUCAGAACUGACCAAGGACGACGCCAUGACUGCUGUUCCUGCAAAGGUGGCCAAGAGCACUGAGGGGGUCUCCACAAUCCUGGAGGAAACCAAGGAACUGGUUGGCCGUGCAAGCUAAGCUGGGUCCUGUGGCCACAGCUGCUCCUCAGCCGAGGCCCAGGCUGCCCUGCCAUGCAGCAUGUGCCUAACGGGUCAUGGGAACAUUGCUCUGGGGCCGCCCCUCUCACCAUCCUGAUCCUGUCUUUCUCUUUGGCCUGCUGGUCUCUGUACAUCACCUACAGCUGCCUAGAGGCCAGGAGGAAAGGGCAUUGGGGGAGAGGCUUGAGCCCGACCCAGCCGGCUCCAGCUGUUGUCUUACCAAAGCAGGGUCCGUGUCUGCUGCCUUAACCCUGUCUCUGUUACUCUGAGGCCUCCCUCAGACAAAGGCCCGCUUGCUUCCUCAACCCGGGACUUCCCAGUGGACUUUUCCCUAGGUCAAUCUUGCUGGAUUUGUGCUUUUCCUUUGUGGUUUCUCUGACCUUAAGAAACAGCAUGGGGCUUGUGAACCUUUGGGCUCUAUCCCUCCUUUUGUUGCUGUCACCUCUGCUCUUUUCUCUCUCUCCUGGCUUUUAUUUAUUACUAGUGAUGGGGCAGUGGGAGCUGCAUCCGAGGAAGGAGUGGGUAAAUCCCACCCAUACCCACCUUCCUGGGUAAGGCCCCAGUUUCGGCCAAGGCCAAAGCCUGGGGCCCAUGAGGCAGGGCUCAAAGACCAGAGACCUUGCAGUCCUAGCCCGCAGCCUGCUGUUAAACGCUUCUGUUUCAUGUCGGGGCCUCUCUGGACCCUCUGCACCGGGCGACUGAGCCAAGACCCCUCCUCAGCCCUCCCCAGCACUUUGGUGUGCCUCGUCUGGAGUAUGGGCUGUUUCGUAACCAUCUCAACAUCUCUGUGUCUCCAAGGAAAUGGGAGGUGGAGCCUCCUGGCUGAGAAAUUGUUUUGCAAAUGGAUCUAUUUUUAUAUGAGAAUUUUUUUGUUUGUUUUUUAAGAAAAAUCUCUCUGUCCCACAAUGUAAGAGGUUUUGAUGGUAGCUUUCCGAGUUCCUGGGUCCUCGCGCAGGCCUCAUCCGGUCCACUGCACUAGCUCUCAAGCCUGUCAGACCCUUAAGGCCUCACCCGGCGCUCUCCCAGCAUCAGUGCUGGGCAGGGGGGCCUCUUCUCGGGUUGAGUUGGACAGGCCAAGACCUAGUGCAAGCUCUAAGACCACAGAGCUUUUAUAAAUUUAAUAUAUUUAUCAAGCCAAAUGUGCAAAUGCUAACUGGAAAUUCUGGGAAGGUGGGCACAGAGAGUGCCCCCACACAUUGUACCAGUGGGCAGGCCACACUGUUCAGGGGCCUCUGCCACAGGAAGCUCAGCUUUUUGGGCUCCCCUGAGCUGUCCACCCCUAGGUCGGAGAGGAUAGCACUGUUCGGGCCUGGCCCAGAAUUUUAAUUGUUAGAGGGAACCUGGAAGACUUAAGGGGGCUGCAGGGAGACCUCGGGGCCUGGAAGAAGUUCUGAUUGCUAGGCUGGUCCAGCUCGCAGGAACCUGUGUAUGAAGGGGCUACAGCAGUUCCGUGCAAUACUGUGGUACAGGGGGCUAUCGCCUCCUCCUCCUCCCAUCUCACCGACAUCUGGGACUUUGACCCUUUCUUUUGUAAUCAACUUUUGCUAAGAAGCAUUUAAUAAUAAAAAUUUUUUAAAAGGGACAAAAUGCAAGCCUAUUUCCCGUGCCUCUUGGGCUUCUGGAAUGUCAUCAUCUCCAAUUUCUUGGGUUUGUUUCCAACUGUUAAUAAAGCAUUGAAACUAC